UUCUCCUAUCUCAUUUUUCCUCUUCCUCCUCAAAAAUAUCAAAUGCGUAUGGAUGGAUAAAACCAUCUCCACGUAGAAUCAAAUCCCACAACACCCCAAUUCCCCCUACCCACCAGUUCCUUCUCAGUCUCUCUCCAACUCUCUCUCAAAGCUUCUCCUUUUCUUCUUCUUCUUCUUCUUCUUGCGUCUACUACACUAUAAAAGAUCAAAAAAGAGGAGCUUUUUCUUUUAUAUAUGAUAUACAGAGCUUGGUGGUAGUACCAAAAAUGGCGUGUUCUACAUCCCACCACCUCCUCUCCUCCGCCACCACCACCACAACCUUGUAUGGCUCCCAACUCAACCCGAGACCCCGCACAAACCCUCUUCUCCUCCUCCCUAGAAGACCCAGAUCCGCCAAAUCCUGCCUCCUCCCUCCCCGAAACCCAAAACCCAUCUCCCAAGACCACCCAAGCUCCGGUAAAAAUCUCACCUUUGGCUCCGCCGUGGCCACCUUCCUCCUCACCCACGGGGCCCUGCUCUCCCCGGCCAUGGCCGAGGACUCGGCCCCGGCGCCGGCGCCGGCGCUGGAGCAGAGCCCUCCGGCGCAAUUCGAGGCCGCGGCGAAGGAGCCGAGCGCUUCGCAGGCGAACCCCUUCGCCCAGGCCCUGCUCACGGCGCCGAAGCCGCAGAGCUCGUCGUCGUCCUCCGACCUCCCCGAGGGCUCCCAAUGGCGGUACAGCGAGUUCCUGAGCGCGGUGCGGAGGGGGAAGGUGGAGCGCGUGCGGUUCAGCAAGGACGGGUCCACGCUCCAGCUCACGGCCGUGGACGGGCGCCGCGCCGCCGUGGUGGUGCCCAACGACCCCGACCUGAUCGACAUCCUCGCCAUGAACGGCGUCGACAUCUCCGUCUCCGAGGGCGACUCCGGCAACGGCCUCUUCAACCUCAUCGGCAACCUCCUCUUCCCCUUCCUCGCCUUCGCCGGCCUCUUCUUCCUCUUCCGCCGCGCCCAGGGCGGCCCCGGCGCCGGCCCCGGCGGCCUCGGCGGCCCCAUGGACUUCGGCCGCUCCAAGUCCAAGUUCCAGGAGGUCCCCGACACCGGCGUCACCUUCGCCGACGUCGCCGGCGCCGACCAGGCCAAGCUCGAGCUCCAGGAGGUCGUCGACUUCCUGAAGAACCCCGACAAGUACACCGCCCUCGGCGCCAAGAUCCCCAAGGGCUGCCUCCUCGUCGGCCCCCCCGGCACCGGCAAGACCCUGCUCGCCCGCGCCGUCGCCGGCGAGGCCGGCGUCCCCUUCUUCUCCUGCGCCGCCUCCGAAUUCGUCGAGCUCUUCGUCGGCGUCGGCGCCUCCCGCGUCCGGGACCUCUUCGAGAAGGCCAAGUCCAAGGCCCCCUGCAUCGUCUUCAUCGACGAGAUCGACGCCGUCGGCCGCCAGCGCGGGGCGGGGCUCGGCGGCGGCAACGACGAGCGCGAGCAGACCAUCAACCAGCUCCUCACUGAGAUGGAUGGCUUCUCGGGGAACAGCGGGGUCAUCGUUUUGGCCGCCACCAAUCGCCCCGACGUGCUCGAUUCCGCCCUGUUGCGCCCGGGCCGAUUCGAUCGCCAGGUUACCGUCGAUCGGCCCGAUGUCGCCGGGAGAGUCAAGAUCCUGCAGGUUCACUCCCGAGGGAAAGCACUGGCGAAGGAUGUUGACUUUGAGAAGAUCGCAAGAAGAACACCUGGCUUCACCGGGGCUGAUCUGCAAAACCUGAUGAACGAAGCAGCUAUUCUUGCCGCCAGACGCGACCUUAAGGAGAUUAGUAAGGAUGAGAUCUCUGACGCCCUUGAGCGGAUAAUCGCUGGGCCGGAGAAGAAAAAUGCAGUCGUCUCAGAGGAGAAGAAGAAACUAGUAGCAUAUCAUGAGGCCGGCCAUGCCCUCGUGGGCGCGCUCAUGCCGGAGUACGAUCCGGUUGCUAAGAUUUCCAUUAUUCCUCGAGGUCAAGCUGGCGGGCUCACUUUCUUUGCUCCUAGCGAAGAGAGGCUCGAGUCUGGACUAUACAGCAGGAGCUAUCUGGAGAACCAGAUGGCUGUCGCCCUCGGUGGAAGGGUAGCGGAAGAGGUGAUCUUCGGCGAAGAGAAUGUGACGACUGGAGCUUCUAACGACUUUAUGCAGGUUUCGCGUGUGGCAAGACAAAUGGUUGAAAGAUUUGGGUUCAGUAAAAAGAUUGGGCAGAUUGCGAUAGGUGGGCCUGGUGGAAAUCCAUUCUUGGGCCAGCAGAUGUCACCGCAAAAGGACUAUUCCAUGGCUACUGCCGAUGUGGUCGACGCCGAGGUGAGGGACCUUGUGGAGAAGGCUUAUUCCAGGGCCAAGCACAUCAUCAACACCCACAUAGAUAUCCUGCACAAGCUUGCACAGCUGCUUAUUGAGAAGGAGACUGUAGAUGGGGAGGAGUUCAUGAGCUUGUUCAUUGAUGGCCAAGCAGAGCUAUUUGUUGGAUGAGAGAAACUUAGUUGAAUCAAUUUUGCUUUCCUGUUGUGUAUAACAUACUUGGUGGCCUCAAACACAAAAAUACACAUUGAUGUAGUUCACUAAAGGUUUUUCUGUUGUGCUUAAUUUUGUUUAUUAACUCGCACUGUUAAAGUUUAGGUCAAACAAAUACAAAGCAAAUGUUAUCAGCUUCAACAA
Messenger RNA from Ananas comosus (pineapple), 2642 nucleotides. RefSeq names its product ATP-dependent zinc metalloprotease FTSH 1, chloroplastic. Lineage: Eukaryota; Viridiplantae; Streptophyta; Magnoliopsida; Poales; Bromeliaceae. Bases 267 to 2456 code for a protein of 729 amino acids. The record is from RefSeq and is a predicted model, not a curated record. Gene Ontology annotation, molecular function: ATP-dependent peptidase activity; metalloendopeptidase activity; ATP binding. The transcript has 5 exons. Gene Ontology annotation, cellular component: chloroplast thylakoid; membrane. Gene Ontology annotation, biological process: proteolysis.